Messenger RNA from Episyrphus balteatus (marmalade hoverfly), 1248 nucleotides. It is a transcript of the gene e(r), whose product is annotated as enhancer of rudimentary homolog. The record is from RefSeq and is a predicted model, not a curated record. NCBI's taxonomy places the organism in Eukaryota, Metazoa, Arthropoda, Insecta, Diptera, Syrphidae. The transcript has a single exon. Bases 175 to 486 code for a protein of 103 amino acids.
CAAAAACCUUAAAGUAAGAUAACGCACCAACAUCUCAACUAAAUACAAAAAUUUUUUUGUUUCAGAUUAACCUACAAAAAAAAUAUAUAUUCCUUCUCAAAAACAGUCACUGCAGCCGCCUUCAUCGCAAUUUUAUUUUGUUUUUUUUGAAGCUAAAAGAGUCUUAUCUUAAAAAUGUCUCAUACAAUUCUAUUAGUUCAACCUGGCAUCAGGCCGGAAACACGCACCUACAGCGACUAUGAAAGCGUCAACGAUUGCAUGGAAGGUGUUUGCAAAAUCUACGAGGAGCACCUAAAACGUCGCAAUCCAAACACACCCACAAUCACAUACGACAUUAGUCAGUUGUUUGAUUUUGUGGACCAACUCGCCGACAUUAGUUGUUUGGUUUAUCAAAAGUCCACAAACACAUACGCUCCCUACAACAAGGAAUGGAUUAAGGAGAAGAUCUAUGUUUUGUUGCGACAGGCAGCCGGUAGCACAGAUUAAAAAACCGAGUGUAAACAAAAAACACAACAUUUCUCCCCUCAAACUCUAUGAACAAUUUUAAAACAUGUUCACCUAUUUUUUUAUUGUUUCAAUUGAUUUAGCUUUAAUUUUGAUUUUGAUCGAAUUGGAUGUCCUCUUUUUGUAGAUUCUUUUGUUUAUUUAAUUUUUUUUUUAUUUUCUGAAGGUCAACCUUUUGCUUCAGUUUGUUUUGAGAGCAAACAAAUGUUUUCGAUUGAGUUGAUGAAUUAAUUUAUUUAUUUUUAUUUACUCGACACAGAAAACUUAGUUUAAAAAAAUAAAAAAUAAGAAUUGUGUUUUCAACAAAGCUAAUCCCAAAGGAAAGACAAGACAUCCAAAAAUAUAAAAAAAGCAAAGAUCAAAUUGAGACAAAAACAAAAAAUCGUGUUAUUUAAAUGAAUUCAACAAAUUAUCUUAUUAUUUUUUUAUUUUUUGUUUAUUAUUUUUUUUUUUUCUUAAAACUUAACUUAAAAAGUUUAGAAAAUUACUUCUAACCUUUUUGACUUGCGUUCAAAUAUAAUUGCAUUUUUUUCCUAUUCUCCACCAAUUAUUGACGUUUGAAAAGAAAAAAGAAUAUUGAAACAGAAACUACACUCAAUUUUAAGAGGAAACAAUUCUUAUUUUUGUUUUAAGUAAAAAUAAAACAAGAAAUUUGUAUUUUACUUGAACAAAAACAGAAAAAAACAAAAAAAAAACUUGUAGAAUAUUAGCAUGUAAGUAAUAUCAAACGUACUGUAUUAAAAA